This is a messenger RNA of Salvia hispanica, 2947 nucleotides long. Its product is annotated as Tetratricopeptide repeat (TPR)-like superfamily protein. Lineage: Eukaryota; Viridiplantae; Streptophyta; Magnoliopsida; Lamiales; Lamiaceae. The record is from RefSeq and is a predicted model, not a curated record. Gene Ontology annotation, molecular function: protein binding.
CGAAAAUUGAAGUAUUGACGCGGUUCGGCCGAAGAAGCUCCGGCGAUGUUGGUCAAGAGGCUGCUUUUCCGACUAAAAUGCACGAACAAUUCGUUUCGAGAAUGGAAAGCAUUUGAUACUAUACAGGGGAAGGAGGAGGCUGUCUUUGUCCAGGGAGGGAGGUUUUUUGGGACCUCUAAUGAUGGAUAUCUGCUGACAAAGCCGAUUGCGAGAAAAUUAGGGGAGGAAGUAAUUAAUGCACUUCACUCGGGACAAAGAAGUAGAGCUUCUAAUCUACUGACUGAGCUUGGUAGUGGAGAUCGAGCAUCGGAAGUGCAUUCUUUCCUUCCUAUCCUUCAGUUUUGUGCGAGUGCACCUGAUCCAUUGUUUGCGAUGGAAACUUGGAAACUUAUGGUGGAGAAGGAUGUGAAAUUGAGUGGAAAAUGUUAUUUAUUUACAAUUAAGGCUCUCUGUAAAGGUGGUUAUUUAGAUGAGGCAUUCAGUAUACUGGGCGUUCAAAGGGCACAUGCGGAAAUAUGUCCAACUUUACAAGUGUAUAAUUGUUUGUUAAAAGCCUCCGUUCAAAUGAAUAGCUUAAAUCAUGCUAAUGAAGUCUUGUAUUUGAUGGAGCAAGAAGGAAUGCUCAAAGACAUUAUUACGUACUCUCAGCUUCUCAAGCUUGCAGUCUUGCAGCAGAACCUCUCAGCAGUUCAUGAAAUUUGGAAGGACUGUAUUAAGUACUAUUCUCUGAGCAUUAUAACUCUUCGGAAGUUCGUAUGGGCUUUCACAAGAUUGAAAGAUUUAGAGUCUGCUUAUAUGGCAUUGCAGAAAAUGGUUGCUGCAGCUUCCCAGCAUAAAUUUAGUACCACAGCAACUUAUGAGCAAAUGUUGUGUAUUUCAAGAUUGGAUGUUCCUAUCCCUUUCAGCGGCGAUUUGGCAUGGGAUCGAUACACUAGGAGUAGUGGUACUUCUGUAUCUUAUAGUCCCGUGUAUAACAAAGAAAAUGAUUCGACUAAGGGGGCUAGAUUUGGAAUGCAAGAGACGGGAGUUGCACAUGCUGCUAUAAGUUUGUCAGAGCAGCCUUUCUCUGGACCUGUCAUUAAAUUAUUAAUGUGCUCCUUCGAUGACAUCAUUUCCUCUUGUGCUCAUUCUCGGAAUAUUAUGUUUGCUGAGCAAUUAAUGUUACAGAUGCGAGUUCUUGGCUUGGAACCAUCUUCUCGUACUUAUAAUGGCUACAUAAGAGCAUUGGUUUCUGUGAAGACAUUUCAUGAUGGCAUGGAAGUGUUAAAUAUCAUGCGACAGAAAAAUAUGAAGCCUUCUGAUUCUACUCUUGCUGCACUAUCUGUUAGCUGCAGUAGGGGUUUGCAACUGGACUUGGCUGAAACAUUCCUGGAUCAAGUUUCAAAAUGUAAUCAUGUCAAUAUUUUCAAUGAGUUCCUGAAAGCAUGUGAUACAGUGGAUAAACCUGAACGAGCUAUUAGGGUAUGGGCCCGAAUGAAAGAUAAGAAUCUUAAGCCAGAUAUCAGAACAUAUGAGCUGUUGUUUUCAUUAUUUGGCAGCGUCAAUGCACCUUAUGACAAUCCAAAUCUUGUAUCCCAAGCUGAUGCUGCUAAAAGGAUAAAGGCUAUAGAAAUGGAUAUGACAAGGCAUGGCAUCCAGCACAAUCUUUUUUCACUGCAAAACCUGCUGAAAGCUCUUGGUAGGGAGAAAAUGAUCAAUGAGCUGAUCCAGUACAUACGCGUUGCAGAGGAGCAGUGUGUAUAUAGAAAUACAAAUCUUGGAGUACAGAUUUAUAACACUUUUUUGCACUCUCUUGUUGAGGCUAAGGAAAGUCACGUGGCAAUUGAGAUAUUCAAGAAAAUGAUUUCGUGUGGACUCUCACCAAAUCUUUCAACUUAUGGUAUCAUGAUUGACUGUUGUAGCAUUAUAAAUUGCUAUACAUCUGCUUGUGCCCUGAUCUCUAGGAUGAUCCGUGAUGGCUUACCUAUGAAUGUGGUAAUUUAUACAGGCCUGGUGAAGAUCCUGUCGAGGAGUGAAGCAUUCAAUGAGGCAUUUAGACUACUUGAUCUGGCGAUCACAGAAGCAAUUCAACCCGAUCUGUUGCUGUACAAUGCUAUUCUAAAAAUAGCUAGUCAAAAGGGAAAAAUUGGCGUGCUUGAGCUGAUUGUAGAGAAGAUGCACCGGCUGAAAAUCCGACCAGAUCCGUCGACCUGCCGCCAUGUCUUCUCUGCAUAUGCAGAUAAUGGCUUCCACAGCACUGCCAUGGAAGCGUUGCAAGUCAUGAGUUUGAGAAUGAUUUCUGAAGAAGAUGAUAUUCUCGAAGAGUACAGGUUGAAGUAUGAGAAUCUAAUAUUGGAUGAGGAAUCGGAUGCUGAAUCAGAAAUAGUUGCGGUUUUCAAAGACUCGCCCGAUCUUGUCGUUUCCCUGCUGAAUUUAAAAUGGUACGCCAUUCUUGUGUCGCCACCAUCUUGGUUACCAGACCAAAGUCCUUGGGCAAAGAGGCUUUCCAGUAAUUAUACAGCUAGGCUCAGUGGCUAACAGAAUGUUGAGCUUCUCUUUGGUGAAUAUAUGUGUGCCCGGCUCGUUCUGUUAAUCACUGAGAAGGGGAUUUGUAUCUUUCUGCAUUGGGUGAGAUGCUGGAUGAACAAUCAGGUACACAUAAUACAAGUUGCAUCUGUAGAAUUAGAGGAUAAAUAAGGCUCCUGGGAAUUGAGUGGAUGCACUAGGUACUCCCGAUAUGCUUGAUCUUCCCGACAGACAAGACCGUGCUGUUUUAGACCAUUCGACUCUUCAACUAACAAAACCUACAUGUCUGCAGUAAGCAAAAGUAGUUUCUGCAGCUCUGUAACUCAUUUUGUAUAUCAUAGAGGCCAAGAUGAGCAUUUGCUUCCUUCUGGCGAAAUGGUUGCCUCACUUUGUUUACUAUUUUGAUACAUUUAUUUUCUAAUACAAGUCUAUUUAUUCUUAA